Pundamilia nyererei is the source of this 1318-nucleotide messenger RNA. It is a transcript of the gene rcn1, whose product is annotated as reticulocalbin 1, EF-hand calcium binding domain. Lineage: Eukaryota; Metazoa; Chordata; Actinopteri; Cichliformes; Cichlidae. Gene Ontology annotation, cellular component: endoplasmic reticulum. Gene Ontology annotation, molecular function: calcium ion binding. The transcript is spliced from 6 exons. The coding region runs from base 314 to 1276 and encodes 320 amino acids. The record is from RefSeq and is a predicted model, not a curated record.
CGUAAGGCGGCAGGAAAUCCCUGUUUGGUUGCAUCCCUUUCAUUGGGAUAAGGGACAGGAUUGCCUAAAACUGUGAGGAGUGUAGGUGUUCAGAGAGGACCUGUUUGCGGGCGCAGGUUGCGUUUUGAGGGUGUUUGAACAUUGCUGCAACAUUGUUGCGCUCCGCCGCUGAAGACAGGACAAAAAGUCGGCGUUUAGCGGUCCAGCAGUGAAAGGAGCUACACAGCCGCUUGAUCAUUGUGUGUUGUGGUGUUGUAGGCCCGUUUCGGAGAUCGCUGUGCCCUCUGAGAGAAGUCAGCUUGAACCCCGACUGAUGGCCGGCUUCAGCUUCGUGUGCGCUGUGCUCUUCUGCGCCGCUGUGGCGCAGACCAAGCCGACGCUGAGAAAAGAGAGAGUCCAUCAUGAGCCAGAGCUAAGCAGGCAAGCCCACGAAGACAAUAAGAGCUUCCAGUAUGACCAUGAGGCCUUUCUGGGCAAAGAGGAGGCCAAAACAUUUGAUCAGCUCACCCCUGAAGAGAGCAAGGACAAGCUCGGAAAAAUUGUGGACCGAAUAGACAGCGAUGCAGACGGCUACAUCACCACAGCUGAACUCAAGGCUUGGAUAAAGCGCGUCCAGAAGCGUUAUGUGUAUGAGAAUGUAGCCAAGGUGUGGACUGAUUAUGACCUGAAUAAGGACAAUAAGAUUUCCUGGGAUGAGUACAAACAAGCCACAUAUGGAUACUACCUCGCCAACCCGGAAGAAUUUGAAGAUGCCACGGACCAGUUCAGCUUCAAGAAGAUGCUCCCUCGUGAUGAGAGGAGGUUUAAAGCAGCUGAUCUGAACAGGGACCUGGCAGCAGACAGAGAAGAGUUCACAGCCUUCCUCCACCCUGAGGAGUUCGAACACAUGAAGGAUAUUGUGGUUCUGGAAACCUUGGAGGACAUUGACAGGAACAGUGACGGGCAUGUGGAUGAAGACGAAUAUAUCGCGGACAUGUUUGCACAUGAGGAUGGUGGUCCAGAACCAGAGUGGGUCAAGACUGAGAGGGAACAGUUCUCUGACUUCCGAGACUUGAACAAAGAUGGAAAAAUGGACCAGGAUGAAAUCCGUCACUGGAUCAUGCCACAGGACUAUGAUCAUGCACAGGCGGAGGCCAGACAUCUGGUGUACGAGUCUGAUCAGGACAAGGAUCAGAUGCUGACUAAAGAGGAGAUCCUCGAGAACUGGAACAUGUUUGUGGGAAGUCAGGCUACUAACUAUGGAGAAGACCUCACCAGGAACCACGACGAGCUCUGAGCUCUCACUGCAGCUUCGUGUGUGUGUGUGUGUGUGUGUGUG